AUGUCCACAGCUGCUAAUCCAAGUAAGAUUCAUGAGAUUGCUAAUUUAGCUGCCUUUAAUGAAUUUAUUAAAUCAGAUAAACUUGUCGUGAUUGAUUUCUAUGCUACUUGGUGUGGACCAUGUAAAGCCAUCGAACCAAUCAUCGAUGCUUUAGCUGAAAGAUUACCAGAAGUUAAUUUUGGUAGAGUUGAUGUAGAUCAAGCUCAAGAUGUUGCUCAAGAAUAUGGCGUAACUGCUAUGCCAACUAUUUACUAUUUCAGAAAUGGAGAAAGAUUAAAUUAUGUCGUUGGAGCUGAUCUUCCAAAGAUUGUUGGUUUAGUCCAAGAUUAUACUAAAAUUGAUAUUAGUUCUAGAUAG
Messenger RNA from Scheffersomyces coipomensis, 357 nucleotides. Its product is annotated as thioredoxin family protein. The transcript has a single exon. Gene Ontology annotation, molecular function: protein-disulfide reductase activity. Bases 1 to 357 code for a protein of 118 amino acids. Gene Ontology annotation, cellular component: cytosol. The record is from RefSeq and is a predicted model, not a curated record. NCBI's taxonomy places the organism in Eukaryota, Fungi, Ascomycota, Pichiomycetes, Serinales, Debaryomycetaceae.